Messenger RNA from Plasmodium coatneyi, 1971 nucleotides. RefSeq lists its product as uncharacterized. Lineage: Eukaryota; Apicomplexa; Aconoidasida; Haemosporida; Plasmodiidae. The transcript has 2 exons. The record is from RefSeq and is a predicted model, not a curated record. Gene Ontology annotation, biological process: uroporphyrinogen III biosynthetic process. Gene Ontology annotation, molecular function: uroporphyrinogen-III synthase activity. Bases 1 to 1971 code for a protein of 656 amino acids.
AUGAAUCAGCUAUAUUGUUUACAAAGACAGAUGAACGAAAAAAUGACGCAGAUUGGGAGCCCCCAGAAAGACCCACACCGCAAUAUAGUGAUUAGACCGUCUUUGAAAAUUGCGCAGGGGGGGAAAGACAGAAGAGGAAGUGUGCCAUACUUGGUAAACAGCACAAAUAGGGAUAUCCAAAAAAACAAUGAGGACGGGGGAAAAAAAACAGACCAUUUGGAAGACUCCCAACAAGAAGAGGUAGUACCCCCCCGGGAUGAGCGCGAAAAGUACAACGAAUUGUUCGAGGCCAAAAUGUACUUGCCUCCACUACGUGCCAGCAAAAGAGAAUUAAAUUUUUUUUUCAAAAUUUUGUCCAACGCAAUGGAAAAAAAUAACAAGAGCAAUAUCUACAUAAGUCUGAUGAACAUUUUGUGCAAAAACUUCCCGUCGUACAUCGGGCUAUUUGCACACUUGUGGUUUCAAUGCAAAGUGCUACUGGCGGAAAAAUUAAUUUUAAUUGAAUUUUUCAGACAGCUAAAAAUAAACUCGGAAAUAAUCAACCAUUUUUUUAACUACGGCUAUGACUCCUUCGAAACGAUCUUGUCCAUAACGCCACAGGACUUGAAAAACAUUCAGGAGUUUAACAAAGUCACCUGGCUUCCGGGACAUACGUUUCGCUUGAAAAUGAUUUUCUCUCAAAUCGAGAAAUAUUUUAAAUUGUUCAUUCAACAGAACGAUGAUUAUGUGCAGAAAAUUAAAAAAUUUAUUUUAAACAAAAGGAAAAAAACGGAACUAACUCUGCAGUUGUCCCUGGAGAGGCAACAGAACGACCGCGCAGAGUGCGGCAUGUACAGGCUUGACUCCCCGGGCAAACCCCUUUGCCUGAACAAAUUAAAAAAUUAUGAACAGGUCAGAAAAAAAAACUCCCCUUUUUCUCUUAAUUUAAAAUGUGUGCAAGGGGCAAGCGCAAAUAAAACAAGGGAACCACGCCAGGGGGGAAAAGCAAAAGUAUCCAUUCUGAUUACCUCUCCCGAGGGCGCCAAAAUUUAUAGAUUUGUCACCAUACUGCUCAUCUACAAUUUGAUAAAAGGACAAGCGGAAGAGGAGUCCCCGUUGGGGAGGAAUCGUCACGUCGAUAACGAUGCAGUAAGUGAAGUCCUGAACUUCCCCAUCGUAUCCAUCGGCAAAUCCUGCAACGCUGUCCUCAACAAUGAUGACACAAGAGGGGACCUCUACGAUAAGUUCCAAAGUUUAGUGAAAGAAUUCCCAAAGUUCAAAAUAAAUCAGCAGGAGUUCCACCAACUGAACAAAACCGUUAAAAGUUUGAACGUCGUCUUCACCCCCAGCAAGGCCAAUUCGGUAACCCUGCGCAACGAAUUAAUUGCCAAUUUGGAGAAGCACAAAAGGGAGGGGACCCUCAACACAGAGAACAUUAUCUGGGUUGCCUCAUCCAUUAGCAAGUCCAAUUUUAGCAAUAAAAAAAAAAAUGAGUUUACCCCGUUGGGCAGGAAAGAAGAAAAAAAACUGGACCCUUUAACCAUCACAAGAAUCAACUGCUACGAUACCAAAAAAGUUACAUACAGUAGAAACCAAAUUGCGAUUGGGAAAAAGUCCAUUAUAUGCCUAAUGAGCAACAGCACGGUGGCUUCCUUUUUCCAAAACUUUGGAAACGAUUUUGCCGCCACGCUCUGCAUGGGAAGAAAUUCAUACAUUCUCGCAAAAAAAUUAAAUUUCAAAUACGUCCAUUAUCCGGAAGACUCAAAAAUGGAAUCCUUUCUGAGCAUGUUAAUAAAGUUGUAUAACGAAUUAGGGGAUAGAUACGGAACACGGUACGAUGUUGUGCUGACGCGGGAGAAAGGCAAAAAUGACUACUUGGGGAGAGCCUUCACUAAGCAAGGGAUUCCCUACCGAGUUGUCCCAUGCAUAAGGACACACUAUCACGGGGACGGGAUUCGAUUGCUCUACUCCAUCCUCUCAUCGAAGGUGUAA